Messenger RNA from Paramormyrops kingsleyae, 3947 nucleotides. RefSeq names its product alpha-2,8-sialyltransferase 8F-like. NCBI's taxonomy places the organism in Eukaryota, Metazoa, Chordata, Actinopteri, Osteoglossiformes, Mormyridae. Gene Ontology annotation, molecular function: alpha-N-acetylneuraminate alpha-2,8-sialyltransferase activity. The record is from RefSeq and is a predicted model, not a curated record. Gene Ontology annotation, biological process: N-glycan processing; oligosaccharide metabolic process.
UGAGCUAGUAUCGGGAAAAAUUCAUUGUGGAGUCUUAAAGCACUUAUGUAAGUCGCUCUGGCUAAGGGCGUCUGCCAAAUGAUGUAAAUGUAAAUGUAAAUCGGACCCCUGGAACCAUGUGUGUAUGCGGCUUGGGGUGUGUCCGUCUACUCCUGUCUGUGCUCCCUGUUUGAGGAGUUUCAUUAAUUAAGGCCAUCUUGAAAACUUUAAGUCAGCUGUGACACAUUUUUAUUGCCCUAUGUAUUUUGCCCAAGCAAUAAAAAAUCUGUUCAAAUAUCUGUAACUGUUUGUUUUAAUGUUCUAAUCAGUCAAGGACCAAACAUCAGGUCAAAACAAUUUGAUACAUUACCUUUAAAUGUAAUUCAACAGUUAUAUUACCUAGGACUGGAUGCUAGUUUAGUUUGUGAAGUUUAUGGCGCUGAAAGGAUUGGGAUAAAUGUGCUUUUUUUUAUUUUUUAUUUUUUUUAUCAGGCUUUAUUGUUCACGGAGAUAUAAUUUGUAGUACCUCACUAUGUCCGCAAGAUUCAAUACUAGAUAAUUUUUCUGAGAAGUCCUGCUGUUUUACCCAAAAAAAACAAUUAUAUGACUGCUUGAGAAUCUUAUUUGGAUCAUUGCCUUCACAAGAUCCCGGGAGUCUGUGAUGUGUGGUUUACUACAGAAGUCCAGGAACAGCCCCUUUCAAACAUGUUGUGACGAAAGCCAUCCACAGACUGGACCACUUGCGAAAUAUGGGAAUUGAAUGUCUUUUUAUUACAGGAAGGAACUAUAAAACCUCAAAUGGGACAGAUAAAGAGUAAUGUGAGACAAACUGAAUGGAGUUCCGAUGAAAGUUCUUAGAAGACGCUCAAAAUUUGUCAAAGACUAUUGGAUCAUGUUAAUUGUAAUGAACAUGAAGUUAUUCUUUUUCUUGGAGAAACAUCACAUAAUUUUUUGCUUUCCUCAUGAUUUCUGAAACCACGUACGGAGAACUUUCUGGAGAAAUCUCAGCAGCUUUAUAACUGGUUAAGUGUCAGGCAAACCUGUAAAAGUCAUUGGUAAUAUUAGCAUCGACGGGUAAAGACACACGUUGUCCUGUGAGUGCAGGACGAAGCAGGGGUGAGACAUGAGGGGGCGCCGGCUGAGGAACUUCUGGAUAUUCAGCCUGCUGGUAUUGGUUUCGGCUGCUGGAUGGUUCGCCUUGUACUCCCUGGCUUGUUACAGAACUGAAGGAAAUUCCCAGUCACCUUUGAAGAAAACUGCCCCUGUUCAGACACCUCAAUACUGCAGGGAGAAAACAGUUGGAAAUAUUUUGAAGGUUUAUUCUCAGGACUGGAUAAAGCAGAAAGGUUACAUCACCCUACUGAGGUCUGAACUGAACAGCAAGUGCAAUGGAGUCGACAAGGCCAUUGUCACACAGACCAACACGGCAAUGGGGUCGAACAUCACAUAUGAUGCUGAGAAAAGAAUUGUCAAGGUGACCCCUAAGCUGUUUGACACCUUCGUGAAGGAUUCACCAUUUAUAAAUAAGACAUUCAAGACGUGUUCUGUGGUGGGAAACGGUGGAAUUCUGGCCAACAGCAGCUGUGGAGAAGAGAUCGACUCGGCCCAGUUUGUCAUCAGGUGUAACCUCGCUCCUGUGGGCAGUGGCUACCGAAGGGACGUUGGCACUAAGACGAACUUGGUAACAUCCAAUCCCAGCAUCCUCUUGUAUAAAUUUGGAUCCUUGAUGGAGCUCCGGCGCCCAUUUGUUGAAAGGCUGGGCACCUUUGGGGAUUCCCUGGUUCUGUUUCCCACCUUCUCUUAUGGGCAAAACACGGCUGUCUCAUUGCGCGCCCUCUACACAGUGCAGGACUUUGGAAGCCCAGCACGACCCGUCUUCAUGAACCCAGAGUACAUGCGGAGCCUGGCCCGGUUCUGGAAGACCAGGGGCCUGAAGAAGCGCCUCAGCACCGGCAUGAUGAUGGCCAGCCUGGCACUGGAGCUGUGUGAUGAAGUGCAUCUCUACGGCUUCUGGCCCUACCCCCAGCACCCACGAGACUGCCGGUCCCUCAACAACCACUACUAUGAUGACAUGAAGGCGAAAAGCGUACACGCCAUGCCUGUUGAGUUUGACCAGCUGGUACAGUUUCAUAACCAGGGUGUGGUCAGACUUCAUCUGGAGGAGUGUACACCAAGACCAAAACAGAGUCAUCUCCCAUUCUUUCUCCAUUGGUGGUGCAGUUGACCCAGAGAUAAACUACAGCUUUUGCUUUAAUGUGAAGGCUGUAGAUGUCUUUAUGUUCUUGUGUUCAGGAGGGAACCUUCUUGCAUAGACAUGUCCAAUGUUGUUUUCUAAAUCAAACUGAAGCACAUUUAAGGCUUAAUUAGUACACAGUGGGUCUACCCUCAAAAGGUAGUCACACCCACAAAUUAUUCGCUACAGUUUUUAUUAGUGUUGGUUUCCAACAUUGAAAAUUGUAUUCUAUGGACCACAGAUGAGGAAGUUUCAUUUACUUAUUUUGGUGAAAAUAAGGUUUGAUCCCAAGACCAUUUUGUUCACAGCAACUUUAAACUGGGCCUAAAUAUUAUUAAUUGUACUGUUGUAAUAUUAUAAUUCUUGUUAUAUAACAAAUAUUUUAUUUAUUUAUUUUUAUUUUUUAUGGGUUUUUUUUAGAGAUGCACCGAUUGACCGGCUAGUGAUCGGAAUCGGCCGAUUUUUUGUAUGAUCGACCCAGAUCGGUGACCGGCCGGUCAGUCUCACGUCUGCCGAUCCUUUUAUUGCCAGCAGCAGCGCAGGCAAUUACGUCACAACUACGCGCACACUCACAGUCUGAUGAUAACAUGUCGUUGGUGUGGAAGUUCUUUUCUGUGAGUGGAGAUGACACAAAGAUCGCAGUUUGUAAUGUUUGUAAAGCAAAAAUACAUCGUGGGGGAACAAGCUCAAAAACGUUCGGAACAACAAACCUAAUAAGACACUUAAAACGCUAUCAUUUAGCUGAAUAUGCCCAGUUUGAAAAGGGGAAAGUGGCUAAAGCUAGCGCGCCGGAAUUUAUUUUAUACUUUACGACACAAUUUAUUUUAUAUUUUUAUUUUGUUGUGAGAAGAUCCUGUCAUGUUUAAUAAUUUAUUUUAUUAUAAAAUAAAUUUAAAUGAAUGUCAUAUGCUUUCAUUACAGUUCUAUAAAAAAAUCGGAAUCGGCAAAAAUCGGAAUCGGCAGGUCACACUUACUGUAAAAUCGGAAUCGGCCAAGAAAUUUGCAAUCGGUGCAUCUCUAGUUUUUUUGUCAGGAUUUUCCCCUGUCUUGUUCCGUCCUGUCCUUCAUUUCCCUAAGUUCCCUGCUUUUCCAUGAUGACCAGCAUGUGUUGUUUGUCUUUCCUAGUGUUCCUAAUCUAGCCCAUGUUCUAGUAUUCUCCAAGUGUAAAAGUCCUAUGUUGUAGUUCCCUGUUUGACCAGCAGAAGUCACUGGUCAUCCUGUUCUGGUCCUUGUGUUCCCUUAAAUUUUUCCCUAAUCCAGUCCUCAUCCCCUGUUCCCUGGGUCGCUGCAUAUCUGAAUGGGCUGAGCGUGUAGCUGAUAACCAGUUGGACCUUUGGUUAUUUAUGCCCCACUCUGUUUUUGUCCAUGAAAAUCAUAUUCCUUGUGUUUAUUCACAGCAGUUCGGUCCUUGCUGUUAGUGUCUUUGUUCUUGAUUAACCCUAUCUGUGCUUUAGUGUAUUUAGCCCCGUGCUUUGUUUAUACCUAUGUUCUAUGUUCCUUGUAUCUCUUGGCAUCUUAGUCCCUAGUUCUUGAGUGAUUGUUAAUGACCCACACCUAUUCUUUUUCUAUGCCUUGUUAGUUGUGUAUAAUUAUGUUUAUUCUGUUCCCUUGUCAGCUAUUGAAUGUCUUGGAUGUUAGGAAUUACCAGUUGUGAACCAUAUUCUGAAUCUGUCCCAUCAUGGUCUUGUUUGCCUUUGAGUGUUUUGAACAUAAAGUCCCCUGUGUCUGAAAGCUG